Messenger RNA from Camelus dromedarius (Arabian camel), 4166 nucleotides. RefSeq names its product transforming growth factor beta receptor 2 (gene TGFBR2). The record is from RefSeq and is a predicted model, not a curated record. Gene Ontology annotation, biological process: heart development; transforming growth factor beta receptor signaling pathway; cellular response to growth factor stimulus. The coding region runs from base 66 to 1769 and encodes 567 amino acids. The transcript has 7 exons. Gene Ontology annotation, cellular component: signaling receptor complex; plasma membrane. NCBI's taxonomy places the organism in Eukaryota, Metazoa, Chordata, Mammalia, Artiodactyla, Camelidae. Gene Ontology annotation, molecular function: metal ion binding; transforming growth factor beta binding; activin receptor activity.
AGGGCGCGGCGCGGAGGCGCCGCGGGCGCGCGCGGGCCGGUCUAUGCCGAGCGGCGGGGGCUGCCAUGGGCCGGGGGCUGCUCGGGGGCCUGUGGCUGCUGCACGUCGUCCUGUGGACGCGCAUCGCCAGCACCAUCCCGCCGCACGUUCCCAAGUCGGUGAACAGUGACAUGCUGGUCACGGACAAUAACGGCGCCGUCAAGCUUCCGCAACUGUGUAAGUUCUGCGACGUGCGCGCCUCCACCUGUGACAACCAGAAAUCCUGCCUGAGCAACUGCAGCAUCACGGCUAUCUGCGAGAAGCCGCACGAAGUCUGCGUGGCCGUCUGGAGAAAGAAUGAUGAGAACAUCACACUAGAGACGGUUUGCCACGACCCCAAGAUCGCUUACCAUGGCUUUGUUCUCGACGACGCGGCUUCUCCCAAGUGCAUCAUGAAGGAAAAGAAGGGGUCAGGAGAGACUUUCUUCAUGUGUUCCUGUAGCUCCGAUGAGUGCAACGACCACAUCAUCUUCUCUGAAGAGUACGCCACCAACAACCCAGACUUGCUGCUAGUCAUAUUCCAGGUGACAGGCGUCAGCCUCCUGCCGCCGCUGGGCAUCGCCGUCGCCGUCAUUGUCACCUUCUACUGCUACCGUGUUCACCGGCAGCAGAAGCUGAGCUCGUCCUGGGACUCGGGGAAGCCGCGGAAGCUGAUGGAGUUCAGCGAGCACCUGGCCAUCAUCCUGGAAGACGACCGCUCCGACAUCAGCUCCACCUGCGCCAACAACAUCAACCACAACACGGAGCUGCUGCCCAUCGAGCUGGACACCCUGGUGGGCAAGGGCCGCUUCGCCGAGGUCUACAAGGCCAAGCUGCGGCAGAACACGUCUGAGCAGUUCGAGACCGUGGCCGUCAAGAUCUUCCCCUACGAGGAGUAUGCCUCCUGGAAGACGGAGAAGGACAUCUUCUCGGACAUCAACCUCAAGCACGAGAACAUCCUCCAGUUCCUGACGGCCGAGGAGCGCAAGACGGAGCUGGGCAAGCAGUACUGGCUGAUCACCGCCUUCCACGCCAAGGGCAACCUGCAGGAGUACCUCACCCGGCACGUCGUCAGCUGGGAGGACCUGCGCAAGCUGGGCGGCUCGCUGGCCCGCGGCAUCGCGCACCUGCACAGCGACCGCACCCUGUGCGGCCGGCCCAAGAUGCCCAUCGUGCACAGGGACCUCAAGAGCUCCAACAUCCUGGUCAAGGGCGACCUCACCUGCUGCCUCUGCGACUUCGGGCUCUCCCUGCGUCUGGACCCGACUCUGUCUGUGGACGACCUGGCCAACAGUGGGCAGGUGGGAACUGCACGAUACAUGGCCCCAGAAGUCCUCGAGUCCAGGAUGAAUUUGGAGAAUGUUGAGUCCUUCAAGCAGACAGAUGUCUACUCCAUGGCCCUGGUGCUCUGGGAGAUGACGUCCCGCUGCAACGCGGUGGGAGAAGUGAAAGAUUACGAGCCUCCGUUCGGUUCCAAGGUGCGGGAGCACCCCUGUGUGGAAAGCAUGAAGGACAAUGUGCUGAGAGACCGGGAACGGCCGGAGAUCCCCAGCUCCUGGCUCAGCCACCAGGGCAUCCAGACGGUGUGUGAGACGCUGGCCGAGUGCUGGGACCACGACCCCGAGGCCCGGCUCACCGCGCAGUGCGUGGCCGAGCGCUUCAGCGAGCUGGAGCAUCUGGACAGACUCUCGGGGAGGAGCAGCUCGGAGGAGAAGAUUCCCGAAGAUGGCUCCCUGAACACUACCAAAUAGCUCUUCCGGGCGGCCCGGCCGAGUCCGCGGAGGCCGCCCCUGUGGCCAAAGACCAGAGGCAGCAGGAAGCCGCCCCUGAACGAUGCUUCCUGGAACCCGGGGUCGCCCCACUCCCCACGCAGGGCAGAAACCCCUGCGGCGGGGAGGGGGUGACAGGAAGCAUCCUGUGCCUUUGACGUUGUCAUAGGAUAAGCUGUGUUAGCACUUCCUCAGGAAAUGAGAUUGAUUUUUUACAAUAGCCAAUAACAUUUGCACUUUAUUAAUGCCUGUAUAUAAAUAUGGAAUAGCUAUGUUUUAUAUAUAUAUAUAUCUAUAUAUGUCUAUAUCUAUAUAUUCAGCCAUACUCUGGAAAGAGGCGAGGAAGAAGAUCAAAUAUUCCCAGGAAAUGGGUUUGGUGGGAGAGCUCCGCACGGAGUGCAUAAGGGAGUGCUCUGGGACAGCCUCAGCACUUGGCAAUCACGCAUGCGCGGGUUCUCUGCGCACACAGAGGGGGCUCCGCCUUCCGAGGAGGGCUCCGCGACCCAGAGUCUGCUAUGGCCACGUUGCACUUGCUUUUGCAAAGUACUAAUCCCUUGCGCUGGGUCCUCUCCUGGCUGUGGAUAUGAUUACAGUCACACUAUCGGGGGACCAGACCCUGGGGUCCUCGUGUGCAUCAUCUCUCCUCAACUUUUCACCGGGGCUUCACGCCCACAUCCAAUUUGAAAACCUCCUUCCUGAGCUAGCUCAGAAACUUUGUCCCAUUUCUAGUUGUUUAAACGUUUGGAACCCCAUUUUUUCACCUUUACAGGCUGCAGAAAAAUCCGAAGGAUGAAUGUCCCCAUCCGUGAAAUUGCCACAUCUCCUACUAAUGAGAAAUUGUUCUUAAAAAAAAAAACAAAAAAAACACCCUAUACCUGUGUCACUCUUCUCUUUUUCCUAAGAGAGAACAGAUCCCUCUGGGGCUCUUUUUUUUUAAUUUUUCAUCCCGCUUGGUUUGAAUCUCGAGCUUUCUAUGCAAACUCCAGUGGGUUCCAUCCUUCUGGUCCGCUCAAGUGUAUUUUGGCUAAGUGGAAAGUAUUUCAGCUGCACAGCACUGCCACGGUCGGGACUCUUUCCUCAGGCACUCUGAAAAUGUGUUUUGCUUGGCCUGCACAGCGUUUAACAAAACCGAGCCCCUUUUUAAAUAUUUGGAGAUUUUGCAAAAAGAAAAAAUCUGGAUAUUCAAGUAAGACUAGAUAGCAGAUGGUCUCCAGUUCUCUCUAGUCCACAUCAUUCACAGAUCAAGGUGUGGACACACUUAGAAAGCUGCUUCACUUCCUUCCAUGAACGUUUGCGUUUUCCACCUACCCCCACCCCCAAGUCUGAGAGUUAAACCAGAAAUGUGCAUUCAUGCAGUCAUUCUCUGGUUAUGUAGUAUGAUUUUGAUUCCCUUCCUGGGGUAAAGAUAUGGAAUUGACCUUUUUUGUUUGGACCCAUUAACCCAAGUCUCUUUUGCUUGUAUAUUAAGAGCCUUCCCUUCUGCACUGGGGAGGGAAGCCCUUUACUCCAAGAAGCUGUCGUCAUGGCUACCGAUCUCCAUCACACCUGCUUCCCAACCUUUGCAGAAUUUGAAUGUGGGACACAGGAGUCCCAUUUAUUAGGAAAUCUGUGUCCACGUGGACAAGAACAAAGAAGAGCUUUAAUACUCCAAAGGAAACUCGUUAAUCCACAAACAAGUGUUAAUGCUGCAAGUAACAAUCUCUUUUUUAAAAAUGUUUUUUAAGCUUGUUUUCAGCCAAAUAGGAAUAUCAGAGAGGGACUAUCAGUGAUCAGAUCAGCUCUGCUUGGGUUCUGGAAGGUGUCAUCUCAUUGGGGUCUUAGCAGACCUGCUGAAGAUUGAAAUUAGGUGGAACUUUUAGGAAUCUUGCUUGGUGGGGGUGAGAGGAGAGUUCAGGACAGUUUGGCCGGAAGUGCCCAGCAAUCCCGUGCACUCUAGGGCUGUUGAUGCCGUCCCAAGAGCUGUUGUUCAUUGACCCCUAGUGGUGAGUUUUUAGAAUACUGGUCCAUCGAUGGCAUCUUCCAGGAUUCAAAAGAGCUUUAUCACGUUGGUGUCAUCAUCAGCAUAAACUGGAAUGUAGUGUCUGUCAAAUGAUACUGUGGCUUGUUUUAUGUUUUUUCUUCCUUAUUCGAGAAAAAGACCAAGGAAUAACAUUCUGUAGUUCCUAAAAAUACUGACUUUUGUUUCACUACUAUACGUAAAGGGAAAGUUUUAUACUUCUAUGGAACACUUUGGCAGUACUCCUGUAUUAAAAUAGGAAUGUGAAUGCUAUAUACUCUUUUUUAUAUCAAAUGUCUCAAGCACUUAUUUUCAUUCUAUGCAUUGUCUUUUAUAUAAAUAAAACGUUUAUUCGAUUGAAUAAAGCAAAAAUACUCAGGUCA